UUGAGAUUGUGACUGCAUUUACGAGUAGUAAUUUUCUGCAUUUAGUAUUUCAACAUUUUAGCGCCACCUUGAAUUCGAAUGUACGCAUGUGUUCAAGCGCGAGAGAACGAUUUUCUUUAUCUCUGCAGUUUCGUGCGAAAACAUUGCUGGCAGCAUUUGUGUACGUUUGCUGUUCCUGAGGUGGAUAUUAUAAUAAUCGAUAGAAGUAUAACAAUUUAAGCGGUUCUUGAUGUACAGAUAGUUGCACACUUUAACCGUAGCCGGCAUCCUCCUAUUGCACCACGUCGCAGCCUCUGUACUGACGUGACUGUAUGAAUCAUAAACGACCGGCACCUCCGCUGCCGACUAACGCAUGUGAGCAUGCGGACGAGCACAUGGAGCUGAACGAGCUAACAUGAGCAUCUCAAUUUUUCAGCUUUACCGUAUGUAGCCGCACAGUCGAACGGAUGCUAACAUAUGACAUACGUACCAGCAUAAUUUUUGUGCAUUGAUUUCCUCAAGAAGUUGAGACAUGUUGUACAGGUACUAAACAAUUACCUGUGCUAUAAGGUGAUAUAACUUCGCUUUGAUUAUCCCCGUCUAAGAUCUCACACCAUGUAUGCAUCGCCCUUAUACUUUCGGCAGUUUCCCGCCAACGCCCGCGAAGUGAACUACGGGAACACGGUGCUGGUGCAGCGCCACAACGACCAGUGGUGGUUGGGUUAUGUGCAGGACAUUGACGGCGACCGCUUCCUUGUCGACUUCGACUCGACCACCGACCCCGUCGAGUGGAUCCCCUCUCGCCAUCUCUGGCCGCACAAUUUCCUCCGCCAAACGGGACCUUCCUAUCGUGGCCGCUCCGUCAAAGUGGCACUGCGGGACGCCCCCGACGGACCGAUGAUUUUCCGGCCGGGGACCAUCACUCGCGGGUUGUGUGACAAUAUGUUCAAUGGUGUCCGCGUAGAUGACGCUAAUCCUGUCUGCAUCGUCGAUACGUGCCAGAUCGUCACGAAACUGCCGACCCCCAAAAAGCCCAGUUUUGCCGAAAGCGGGACGAAAUUCGUCUACCGGAAGCACGUCGUCGCCUUCGAGCAAGCGGAGUUAUUGCGUGAUGUGGCGUUGUUGCCGAAGUUUGUGGGGAGGGCGUGUCGCAUCACGUUGGGUCCGGAUGACACCGAGUGUGACGCGGACUGCCGUUUCAUCCGGUCUUAUGCUAUUGGAUCGGGGGACUCGAAUUUCCACUGUCCCAUGCACUUAUCCCCGGCGUCCGCCACAAUGUACUGGUUCGAUGUGGGCUGUCGGGUGUUUGCGCGGGUGGACACGGGGACGGUGACGUUCGUCUGCGCCGAAAUGCACCGGGACGCCGCUGUCGGACACAGUAUGUUCUGGACUGAAGACGAUCUGAAGGAAGCGUGCGGGGAAUGUCUCGCUGCGCAACAAUCGAAGCCAGCGUCUGCGCCUAGUAUUCUUAGCUAUAAUGACGAAGAGAUGCAUAUCAAUAAGCUUUCGUAUCCGAUUUUGGCGAACACUCUGCUGCAUUGUGAUAUAGUUACUCAACUGCGGUUAAAUCGGGUCUGCGCGUUAUGGAGGCUUAUUUUGGAAGAGUACGCCUCCGGAAAGCAGCGGCACUUGCUUCUUGACAUACCGCGGCUGCUCGCAGAAAAGCCGGUAGACGAAGAAUUCAACGCGGAACGCCACUAUCACACGUACCGCCUGGUGACGUUACUGGAUCGCAGUCUGACCACAUCGACGCACACCGUGGCGCUGGUGGAUACCACGGGACAUCCAGUUAAGAUCGAUUUGUGGGACGCACCCAAACAGGAUUAUCUUAAGAAGAGGAAGGAGUUAUACGACAGAAUGCAGAUAAUCCGUCACAUACUCAGAGCCAAAGAUUAUCGUGUGCCUGUACUCAUUAUUAAAGACAGUGCUGAUCUUGCGGCACAGUGCCCGGUGUUGCUGGAUAUUGACAGCGUGGGAGAGGAGGACAACCAGUUCGAGUGCCGUGCGCUGUCCCAGUGGAUGCGAGCGUGUCAGCAGCUGCUGCUCGUCAACUUCACCGUGGCUAUUCCGACCGGCCUACGUAAUUCCUUACUGGAUGCGCCGUUGUACUUGAAAGCUGGCGACUGGGCCUGGCUGGAGGACGGAUACCGGAUGGUAUCCGACCUGCAACCAGCUGCGCAUCUGCAGAUGAGCAUUCCAUUCCUGCGAUUCUUUUGUACGGAGUCGGCAGCGGAACAGUGCCGGCGUUUGAUCGCGGCAGUUAAUGUUCACUGCCCGGUCGUUACUGGACGGAUGGCUGAAAAGGUCACGGGAAUGCAUGGGCGCUGGGUGCAGACGCUGCACUAUCCUGAUCAGUGGACCGGCAUCCGAAUAUUUCUCAACCUGUUCAGCUGUGUUGGUCCGAAUGGCCGUCCUCAGUCGUGGGAUGAUGUUGACUUGAGACAGCUGAAUGUGGCUGUGCUCAGUCGUUUAGCCAUGCACAUUCUGGACGAAUACUUCCAAGACUGAUCAAGCAACGAAAUGUAGACUGCAUGCUACGGUUAGAACCAAGCAGAAAAGAUGUAGCAAGCAUGCUGCGGACCACAAACACCAUGUUGGUGGCUGGAGUGGUCGGUUUACAGUUUACAUUGAUUACACCUGCAAGCCGCAUGCAUGCUGCCGGUGCCGGUUAGCCGGAUGUGCGCAUGUAUGUUGGCGCGUGCCAGCCAGACGUCGCAACAGGAUGGCGCCAGUCGCGUGGAUCACUGAUUCCCACCAAUCCUAGCUUACCUAAUUCACAGCUGCUUAUGCGUUGUCAUGUUUACAUGUUUCUGAGUGAGAACCGAUGAAAACUGUUACAAUGGUGCACAUAAGGAAUGUGGCUACAGCAGCACGUAGGACCCGUCCCUAAUAGGA
Messenger RNA from Paramacrobiotus metropolitanus, 2874 nucleotides. RefSeq lists its product as uncharacterized. The coding region runs from base 595 to 2487 and encodes 630 amino acids. NCBI's taxonomy places the organism in Eukaryota, Metazoa, Tardigrada, Eutardigrada, Parachela, Macrobiotidae. The transcript has 5 exons. The record is from RefSeq and is a predicted model, not a curated record.